Molecule: messenger RNA, 2496 nt
Organism: Salmo salar (Atlantic salmon)
Lineage: Eukaryota; Metazoa; Chordata; Actinopteri; Salmoniformes; Salmonidae
Product: rac GTPase-activating protein 1
Biological process (GO): Rho protein signal transduction; mitotic cytokinesis; mitotic spindle midzone assembly
Cellular component (GO): centralspindlin complex; spindle midzone; nucleus
Molecular function (GO): GTPase activator activity
Source: RefSeq, a predicted model, not a curated record
UCGAAUGUUAAUGUGAUAUUAUAUCCCGAUUUGUUGUAAUGUAUUAUUUAUUGGCUAUUGAUAUUGAAACUAGUGAUACGUAUUGAUUAUUGAUUGAUUUAUUCAUUUAAAUUCAUGAAAUAGCCUACCUGUUUAGGUGCAUUUUGGAUUAUCCCAGUGUUUGGUAUGGCCUUUUAUUUGGCUCCCCGAAAGCAUGUUCAUUUGACACCCUGCGUCCUACCUGAAAGGUAUGGAGGAGCUGUAGUGUAGGCCUAUUGAUAGUUUUCGAUUUUUAGGCCAUUGCGCUAUGCGUCUCUGAAUUUAGUCUCAAUGUAUUUAGAUGCAAACUAUUCUAUCCAUCAGUAAAAUGGGCGAAGCCUUUAUCAGGGAGCUUCUCUCUCUAUGCCUUCAACGGAUUGCUGUGGAGGAAAAUGCAAUGAACAACACUGAACUUGAGUUUAUUGAGGUAGUGAAUAACUUUGAUGCCGCAAGGAAGAAAUGGCUACAUGCAGAGCUGGAGCUGAAGAGGCACAAGGCGCUACUGUUGAAGUCCGACAUAGCCCAGGCUGCCCUGGAGGUCAAACUAAAACACUGUCGCAACCAGGUCGAUGUGGAGAUUAAGAAGCGCUACAAGGCUGAGGCAGACUUUCAGUACCUGCAGCGACAGAUGCAACUUAUGUGUGACAUACUGGUCCACGACAGCAAGUCCAAUGCAUGUCUGAAUGACGAGCAGAGAUCUCUGCUGGCCAACUUCAACCACAGGGGAGCCAACGUCACCCAGCACAAGAGCAAACGAUUAUCUGUCAUCGAUGAGUCUUCAUUCCUGUCUCACUCUGAUAUUAGUUAUGAUAGAACUGAUGAUGACAUGGACCUGGAUGUGACAGCCGUGAAACCACUUAAGUCGAGAGCAAGGGAAAAAAGGCGCUCUUCCAUGGGACCGACUGUAGGUGCGCACACAGGGAAGAGGGGAAGAGUAGGUGGCCGUUCAGACGAUCUCCUUGAAAGAAGACCAAUGGAAAAGGAAGUUGAGACUACGAUUGUGACCGCGUCUGUCACAACCCCAGAGAGCGGAGGGCAAAUUCACAUGGUGAUUGACAUCACCCAGGAAACACCUGAGAAACCACCCAGGACUUACCGGAAGGAGCACCAGAUUUCAUCUGUUGGCGAGCAAACGUCCGUGUGGACUCCCAAUGAUGAAACGGCUGUUGAGCAUGAAACUACUGUGGAGCCUGACACCAUGACAGAAAUGGAGUCCACCACAGAGCCUAGAUUUAACCAGGUGUUCACUCCCACUGUUAGCAAAACUUUGAGACACUACUUCCUGUCUAAAACGGUGAUUCGUCCAGAAACGUGUGUUCCAUGUGGGAAGAGGAUCCGGUUUGGGAAGAUGGCUGUGAAGUGCAGGGACUGCCGUGUGGUAGCUCAUCCUGAAUGUAAACCGAAGUGCCUGGAAAGCUGCUCUGCCUCAUGUGGAGCUCAUGGAUCUGAGGACACGUUAGAGAGCUUUGCCCCACGUACCCAGCCUAGGAUCCCUCCGAUUAUUGUUCAGUGCGUGAAUGAAAUUGAGAAAAGAGGAUUAGAGGAGAAAGGCAUCUACCGUGUUCCCGGGGGUGAACGUAUGGUGAAGGCGCUGAGGGAGAGAUACAUUAAUGGGAAAAGGCCACUCAUGCUCAGUAGAGUGGAUGAGAUCCACGUUGUCUGUGGACUUCUCAAGGACUUCCUGAGGAAACUGAAGGAGCCUCUCAUCACCUUCAGGCUGCAUAGAACCUUCAUGGAGGCCUGUGAGAUUCCAGAUGAUGACAACAGCGCAGCGAUAAUGUACCGGUCCAUAGGGGAUCUGCCUAAGCCCAACAGAGACACACUGGCUUUCCUCAUGCUUCAUCUGCAGAGAGUCAUGCAGAGCCCCCUCUGUCAGAUGGACAAGAACAAUUUGUCCAGGGUGUUUGGACCAACCAUUGUUGGGCAUGGAAUGGCUGAGCCCUCCCCAAUGACCAUUAUGAGGGACACAAACAUUCAGCCAAUGGUCAUAGGCAGAAUGCUGUCGUUCCCUGCUGAGUACUGGAAACGCCUCAUCAUGGUGGCGAGGGACCAAGUUAUAUCAUCAGUUGUUGACGCCAACAUCAAUAGCCACAGUACAGACAGAGAUCGUCUGUUUAAACCGCUGACUUCCCCUGAGCUGAGUAAAUACCCCAAGACUCCUACCAGUGGUUCACUGAAGGGCAGAAUGAAGAAUGCCUUCAACAAUACUAACAGGGCAAAGACUGACCCGGGCAAAAAUAAGUUCUUCACAUCCCCCAACUGAUAUCAUUGUGGCUUCCAGACUUCUUUAAAUUGGAUUAGUUCUGUGGAAUAGACUGUUGGUAUAUUCAUGAGUAACUAAAGCACUUCACAUUUGGCUCUUUUUCAGUGUAAAAAUGUUUUGUAUCAUAACGUGGAGUAUAAGGGUUAGAACGGUGUACACUUUAGGAACCACACUAAUGCAUGAGAAACUUUAAAUAAAUGACAUUAUGAAACUGU